Molecule: messenger RNA, 2393 nt
Organism: Topomyia yanbarensis
Lineage: Eukaryota; Metazoa; Arthropoda; Insecta; Diptera; Culicidae
Gene: alph
Product: protein phosphatase 1B
Exons: 2
Coding region: 814-1923 (369 amino acids)
Biological process (GO): protein dephosphorylation; negative regulation of stress-activated MAPK cascade
Cellular component (GO): nucleus; cytosol
Molecular function (GO): magnesium ion binding; manganese ion binding; protein serine/threonine phosphatase activity
Source: RefSeq, a predicted model, not a curated record
UGUAUUUUGAGGGAUUUUUGCUUCAUCAAGACUGGUAACACACGGCUCGGUUCGCGCGACAGCAAACAUCUUUUUCCUUUGAUUUUCACGGUGUUGUACGGUUGGCUCGGAACGGGAAAUCAAGAUAAUUCAGUGCAUUUGGACAGGAAGAUUCCACUGCAACACAGAACCGUGGAAUUCCUGCGGUAUUUGGGGUAGGAAAAGUGUUUUAUUUUUCUUUUGCGCUGUGACGCCGUGUGCUGCUGCUGCUCGGUAAUCACAAUCGUCAUUACAACAGGGAGGAACGGAGCAGAACCCAGAAAAAAUACUGCAAGAGCUCUUGCUAGCAGUAAAGAGAAAACUUGAGGAAAUUUUCAGUACACAACACGGCACCGCCGGGCAGCUAGAAAAUAAGACAUUCCGAAGAGUAGAAACGAAUUGACGUUGAUAACAAUCACUUUGAGGUUUACCACUUUCGAAAUCGUUUUGAAAGUAUCGUGUUAAAAAUAGGCUUUCUGAUCUUGUGGCUCAAGAGUUGUGGUCAAAAACGUUGUUGUUUGUUCGGAGGAGUGAAUCAAUAGUACCGUCAUUGUGAAGACUUCGUUUACAAACUUGACAAAACGUAAAAAGUUUGUGAAAAAUCUAAACAGAUUACGAUACCCGGCUGAUUACCUCCGAAGGGCACGAUUCAGUACGCGGACCAGUGCGAGCGUCUCGCUUUUCUCGGCACUAAAAGGGCCAUUGACCCGCUGCCGCCACAGAACGGAAGCAGUAGCUAACGGCCAAUGUUGAUACUGGUGUGAAAGAAGCAGACAACAGUGCAUAAAUUACAAGAUGGGUGCGUUUCUGGAGAAACCGAUGACAGCGAAGCACAAUGAGCACGGCGAAGGCAAUGGGUUACGUUACGGUGUGGGCUCAAUGCAGGGAUGGCGCUGUGAGAUGGAGGAUGCACACUAUUCUAAAACCGGACUUGGAGAAGGAUUGGACGAUUGGAACUACUUUGCGGUGUUCGAUGGUCAUGCAGGGCACAAGGUGGCCGAUCAUUGUGCCAAGAAUCUGCUGCAGUCGAUCAUAAGGACGCAGGAAUUCGGUAAUAACGAUAUCACGAAAGGUAUACAUGCUGGCUUUCUGAAAUUGGAUGAAACCAUGCGGGACAUUCCGGAGCUGGCCUCCGGAGCGGACAAGUCGGGUACGACUGCUGUCUGUGCGUUCAUCUCUGGCCAAAAUGUGUACGUAGCUAAUUGUGGCGAUUCGCGAGCAGUUCUGUGUCGCAACGGUGCACCAGUUUUUUCCACACAAGAUCACAAACCGAUUCUGCCAGGAGAGAAGCAGCGAAUUCAGAACGCCGGAGGCUCAGUGAUGAUUCAGAGGGUAAACGGUAGUCUUGCAGUGUCACGGGCACUAGGUGAUUAUGAUUUUAAGGGUGCAAAAGAAUUGGGCCAAUGUGAGCAGUUGGUUUCACCGGAACCGGAAAUUUUUUGCCAGGAUCGAAAUCCAGCUGACCAAUUUUUAGUUCUUGCCUGCGACGGUGUAUGGGAUGUGAUGAGUAAUGCCAAUCUCUGCCAGUUUGUUCACAGCCGAAUGCAGAUCACCGACAACCUAGAGGAUAUUGCGAACCAGGUAAUCGAUACCUGCUUGCACAAGGGAAGUCGUGACAACAUGAGCAUAAUUAUAAUAGCAUUCCCGGGAGCCCCCGUGCCGAGCGAGGAAGCCAUCAGGAUGGAGGAGAAGUUGGAAGCAGCGCUGCGCAAGAAGAUCGAGGAAAUCGUCACCGAGAUGGGCCCGAACGUAGAGUACGGGUUGCUGUUGAAGCAGCUCAACGAGCAACACAUUCCGGAACUACCGCCCGGCGGUGGGCUCGAUGCCAAGUGUUCAUUCGUGUCGAAAGUAUUCAAGGAGCUGUGCCCCAAACUGGCAGACACUUGCGAGGUGGGAAGCUAUUGAGGCAAUAACGGUUCCUGGGAGAAACGAGCGGUUGCCGAAGCGCAACUGGCCAGAUUGCGACGCGUACAGCAACACGGACAGACGUCCGGGGAGGAUGGGGAUGAGUUUUUAGCGAAAAUAACAAAAAAACAUAUUCAUGUAUAGAAGAGAGCAAGCGCGUGCGAAUAUGCGAGAGCGAGCGAGAGAGUGCGAGCUGCAGGCACGGAAGGCGGUGACUAGAGGUACAUAUUAUAAACAUAUUACAUGCAUAAUUAGAAUUUUAGGUUGGUCAUUCGUUUAUUUUUAUUUUGUAUUUGGAAGAACGACUCAUUAGAAUCACUGUGUAAAAAAGUUUACUAGAGCUAAAACCAGAGAUAAGAGAUAACAUAACAACUCGAGAAAAGGGAAUAUUAUAGUCAUCAAAUAAACUGUAAGAUGUACCAUUAUUGCGCUAUUGGACGACAGAAAUAGAUAGUUUGCUCUAUUGAGAA